This is a messenger RNA of Vigna angularis (adzuki bean), 1812 nucleotides long. RefSeq names its product nuclear transport factor 2. Gene Ontology annotation, cellular component: ribonucleoprotein complex; cytosol. Bases 119 to 1546 code for a protein of 475 amino acids. Lineage: Eukaryota; Viridiplantae; Streptophyta; Magnoliopsida; Fabales; Fabaceae. The transcript has 9 exons. The record is from RefSeq and is a predicted model, not a curated record. Gene Ontology annotation, molecular function: mRNA binding.
GAUUACUCCCUUUUGUCACUGUCUGCGUGAGUGUGGAUCUGGAAAGAAAGGGAAGGGGAGGGAGAUUGCGGAUCCGAAUUGCUGUUAGGGUUUUAAAGGGAUUUUUCCUUUUACUUCAAUGGCCACGCCCUUUCCCAUUCCAGUUACCGCAGCGCAGGUUGGAACAUACUUCGUGGGACAGUACUACCAGGUGCUUCAGAGUCAACCAGAGUUCGUGCACCAGUUUUAUUCCGAUGCCAGCACCAUGCUCCGGGUCGACGGCAACACCAGGGAAACCGCCGCGGCAAUGCUUCAAAUCCACGCCGUAAUUAUGUCACUUAGUUACACUGGAAUUGAAAUCAAGACUGCACAUUCUUUAGAGUCUUGGAGUGGUGGAGUUCUUGUGAUGGUUUCUGGAUCUGUGCAAAUUAAGGACUACAACCAGAGGAGGAAAUUUAUGCAGACAUUCUUCCUUGCCCCGCAAGAGAAAGGCUUUUUUGUGCUCAAUGAUAUUUUUCAUUUUGUUGAAGAGGAUCAAGUUCACCAGCAACAAGCAGUUUUGCUACCUCAGAGCAAUCAUGAUUCUCAGUUGAAUACUUCAAGUGCAAUCAAUAAGUCAGUAUCCAACUACCUUCUGGGAGGAGAUAUUCAGGCUAGGGACUAUGUUGCUACAAAUGAGGUAAAAGAAAACGGUGUAGUUGAUAAUUAUGGAUUUUCAGAGAAAAGAUUGCAGCGGGGCCCUGAUUCUGAGCAUAUUAGGGAGGAUACUGCUGUUGAAGAGUCAAAUGGUUCACUUCAAUCUUCAGUGACUGCCGUCCAAGACCAUGUACCUGCUUCUCCUGAUCAACCUGCUGGGGAGCCCCAAAAGCACACUUACGCUUCCAUUUUACGGGUUGCUAAAGGACAAUCUACGCCAUCUGUUGCUUCUCAAUCCUCUCAUAAGAAUGUCUCCCCUUCAGAAUGGGAUCAAGCUCCACAGAGUAGUAUUCAGCAACUUCCAACGACUGCUUCGACAAAUGCAUUUGAAAGGUCUGAGACUGAUGCAGUGGAGGAGCUUCCCGUAACAGAAGAUGAAGGUUACUAUGAAAUCAAGUCUGUUUAUGUGAGAAACUUGUCCCCUACCGUGUCUCCUUCUGAAAUUGAAGAAGAGUUCAAGAAUUUUGGUAGAAUCAGGCCUGAUGGUGUUGUUAUUAGAAGUCGCAAGGAUGUUGGUGUUUGUUAUGCAUUUGUUGAAUUCGAAGAUAUGACAGGCGUUCAUAAUGCAGUCAAGACAGGAUCUGUUCAGAUAGCAGGAAGACAAGUAUACAUUGAAGAAAGGAGACCAAACAGUAACAUCCCUUCUCGAGGAGGAAGACGGGGCAGAGGCAGAGGUAGUUAUCAGUCAGAUGCACCAAGAGGGCGUUUCAAUUCAAGGAGCUUUGGCAGAGGAAAUGGUCAAGAUGGUGGUGAUAGGGAGUACAGCAAAUCGAAAGGAAAUGGUUUCUAUCGACCGAAUCCUCGCCAAGAGAGGGGAAAUUCAGGGCAUCAUCACGUACCAAGAAAUGGGCAGAACCUUGCUGAGUCCUGAGUCAACAGAUAACUUCUGCUAGAGAGUCCAAUUUUGGGUCCACAUAUUUCAACUAAAUAGUCAACUUCAGUAGAUUAGACCAAAUUUGAUAUUCUUCAUGUCUUAAAUUAAGUGUUAAGGGAAUAUGGAUGGGAUAAUUUCGUUUUUUAUUGAUAAAUUUUGUUCAAGGGGCUUCGUGUUUCAUUUAUUUCUCCAUGAAUUCGAUGUUUAGCUGGAAAUGUGUUUAAAACAUUUGACAUUUAUUUAUUCCUAAUUGAAAUUUGAAA